AACUUGAAGUGAAGAAAAAAAAGAUAUGAAACUUGGCAAUGGCUGUGGUUGCAGUGCAGCAGCAAUUCCUGUGCUUCUCAGAAUCAAAUUGGAUGAGUAGAAAAAGACCAUGCCUUAACACUUACGGUGCCAUUUUUCUACGUUCACCUAAAAAGAUUCAAUUUUCACUCAUUUCAUGCUCUUCAUCACAGACCCCAGAAGCUGAUACUCAAACUGCUGAAUCUUGCGUCAAUUUGGGUCUUCAGCUCUUCUCCAAAGGACGGGUUAAAGAUGCUUUAAUCCAGUUUGAGACAGCGCUUUCCUUGAAUCCCAAUCCUGUGGAGGCCCAAGCUGCGUUAUAUAACAAAGCUUGCUGUCAUGCAUACAGAGGAGAAGGAAAGAAAGCUGCCGAGUGUCUCCGCACUGCUUUGAGGGAAUACAACCUAAAAUUUGGUACAAUCCUCAAUGAUCCAGACUUGGCCUCCUUCAGAGCUUUGCCUGAAUUCAAAGAACUACAAGAAGAGGCCAGGCUGGGUGGGGAAGAUAUUGGCUACAGUUUUCGGAGAGAUCUUAAACUUAUUAGUGAAGUUCAAGCACCAUUUCGUGGGGUUAGAAGAUUCUUUUAUGUAGCACUGACGGCAGCUGCAGGAAUAUCAUUGUUGUUUACUGUGCCCAGACUAUUUCAUGCAAUUAAAGGUGGUGAUGAUGCUCCUGAUCUCUUGGGAACUGCUGGGAAUGCUGCCAUUAACAUUGGAGGUAUUGUUGUUUUUGUGGCAUUAUUCUUUUGGGACAACAAAAAAGAGGAGGAACAGCUUGCACAAAUAUCCCGAGAUGAGACACUAUCAAGGUUGCCGUUGCGUCUUUCAACUAAUCGUGUAGUUGAACUUGUGCAGCUACGGGACACAGUUAGGCCAGUUAUCUUAGCAGGAAAAAAAGAAACAGUAUCUUUGGCUUUGCAAAGAGCGGAUAGAUUUCGCACUGAGCUCCUUAAACGUGGUGUUCUGUUAGUUCCUGUCAUCUGGGGAGAAGGUAGGGAAACAAAAUUUGAGAAGAAAGGUUUUGGUCUUCGACCAAAGGCUGCUGAAGCUCUUCCAUCCAUUGGGGAAGAUUUUGAGAAGCGAACAGAGGCUGUAACUGCAAAGUCGAAGUUGCAAGCUGAAAUUAGGUUCAAGGCUGAGGUUGUAUCACCGGCAGAAUGGGAACGGUGGAUAAGAGAUCAGCAGAAGUCCGAAGGAGUUUCACUUGGUGAAGACGUGUACAUAAUACUACGCUUAGAUGGGCGGGUUCGAAGAUCAGGGAAAGGUAUGCCUGACUGGCAGCAAAUUGUGAAGGAGCUGCCGCCAAUGGAAGAUUUGUUAAGCAAGCUAGAAAGAUGAGAAGUAAACAUUAUACUUCCAUUCCUCCACGAUCAAUACAGACUACAGAGAAGUGAAUGGAAGAAUUUUUAAAGGAAGGAAGAUUAACAUUGAUAAAAAGUCUAAACGAAGUUGUAUAUUUUUUUACCACACAAAUUGGUAAGUGAAUGUAUCUGGGCUUAUCUAACCCUACUUAAAUUCAAUUUUGAUACUGCCAGUUAAACUUGGUUAUAAUCACGCAUUGAUAAAAAGUCAACCAAACCAAUAUGAUCAUUAUUUUAGCAUACAGCAGAUUUUAGCUUCAUUUUUGACAACUUAAUUCACAUGACAUGGUGAGUUCACAAUCUAGGCUCUUGUGUAAAUCUGUAUCUGUUCUAGGAGGGUGAGUAAAAGAGUCCCUUUUUGUUUUUGUUUUUGUUUUUUUGUUUUUGUUUUUGUUUUUUAGUUUUUAGUUUUUAGUUUUUUUGUUUUUUGUUUUGCUUUGGGUAUUUGAGAGGGGCUGGGGGGACUCCCUUCCACCAUAUAGUUUUGGGAAAACAAUGUAAACAC
Molecule: messenger RNA, 1883 nt
Organism: Gastrolobium bilobum
Lineage: Eukaryota; Viridiplantae; Streptophyta; Magnoliopsida; Fabales; Fabaceae
Product: protein LOW PSII ACCUMULATION 1, chloroplastic
Exons: 9
Coding region: 39-1355 (438 amino acids)
Biological process (GO): photosystem II oxygen evolving complex assembly
Cellular component (GO): chloroplast
Molecular function (GO): protein binding
Source: RefSeq, a predicted model, not a curated record